Messenger RNA from Owenia fusiformis, 2898 nucleotides. The record is from the annotation of a GenBank genome assembly. Lineage: Eukaryota; Metazoa; Annelida; Polychaeta; Sabellida; Oweniidae.
UGAGUGUAUGUCUUAUCACAAUCUCGAGUUACAGAGUCUUUACUUGUACUGUUCAUGUUUCACUAUGUUACUGUGACCAAAGAUCUGAAAUCAAAAUUAUAUUGCCUAUCUAGUGAGCAAGAAAAAACAAACAAUGGGUUUGAAAACAACAGUCAUAGGGAGUUAUCCUAAACCAGACUACCUGAGUCUACCAGACUGGUUUCGUUUGAACAAGGACAGAUACACAGCCAGGCACUUUAAUGAAUCAAUUGAAAAUGCACCAGAAGAUUUAGAGAAGACCAUCAUGUUGGCCACAGAAGAUGUGAUGAAACAGCAAACAGAGAUGGGGAUCGAUAUUAUCACAGAUGGUGAAAUAGCUAGGGAAAACUACAUUUGGUAUUUUUGUCGCCAGUUAAAGGGGUUCAACUUUACAGAGUUAACUCCAACAGUAUACAGGAAUGGAGCCUGUAAGACUGACCUACCCACAAUAGAUGGCCCAGUUGCUCCAAUGUCUGAGAAGCCUUGGCUCUAUGAGAAGUGGCUAGCAAUACAAGCUUUGACAACCACCGCUGUGAAGAUGACCAUUCCUGGCCCUAUGACUAUCAUUGGCACAACAGCUAACAAGUUUUAUGUUGGACGUGAGCAAGAGCUUAGUGAGAUUCUGGUGCAGUGUAUCAACAGAGAGGUGAAUGCAUUAGCUGAGGCUGGCUGUAAACACAUCCAGAUAGAUGAACCUAUUUUGGUGCGCAGUCCAGAUAUAGCAAUGGACUAUGGUAUCAAACAUCUAGCUGCAUGUUUUGAGGGCAUUAACAAAGAUGUAGAGAAGUCCAUUCACCUGUGCUGUGGCUAUCCCCAAUACUUGAACCAGGUUGGCUACUUAAAGGCAGAUGCUCAGAUAUACCAUGACCUUGCACCAGUGCUGGAUGAUGCUGGAUUUGAUGCGAUUUCCAUCGAAGAUGCUCAUAGACACAACGACCUCACGCUGUUUGAUAAAUUUAAGAAAUCCACCAUAAUACUUGGUGUUAUUAAAAUAGCAGAGGACAAAAUUGAGACAGUUGACGAGAUUACUACCAGGGUACAGCAAAUCCUGAAACACAUUCCAAAGGAAAGACUUAUAUUGGCUCCUGAUUGUGGACUUGCUAUGUUACCUAUGGAAGUAUUAAAGUUGAAAGUUGCAAAUAUGGUAGCUGCAGCAAAGUUGCUUUAAUUAAGAAACAUUGUGGACUCUGCAUCUGAGAUUAUAUUUUCUGUCCAUAUGAUGACAUAACAAAAAAUGCUCAUUAUGUGGAUUUAAACAUUCAUUGUAUCAUAGAGUUUAACAUAUAUAAUGAAUAGACUAGAUGUACAUUUUCAUUUUGUACAUUUUUAUAUGUGUUCUUUCAAAUUGUAUUUUGCAAACAACUACCUGUGCUAGUACAUGUAUUCUCAAAAACUCUUUGAAAAAAUACAAGCAACGUUGACUGUCCCUGACCAGAACCUUGAAUGCAGUGCAUAUCUCUAAAAUUAUUUUUAUUUAUUCAUGACUAAAUGUCACAGAUAUCAUCAAUUCCAUACAAACUAGGGAUAUCUUUGAGCAACAGAUAGUCUUUAGACUUAAGAUCAAGGAGUGCUGCAGCUUCAUUGAUUCUAGUUAUUCCACCUAGGAUUUUUCUGAUCUGUUUUCUGCAUUGCGAUUUUAGUCCAAAUCCAUGUUGUAGAAGUUGAUUAUUAAUGGAAAUCCUAUUUUCAUCGGUUAAUCGAUUUUUCCAAAGUGGCAUUCUGGGUAAAACACUUGUAUCACAACCUGCUGCCACUAACAUUAAAGCGACAUCUGGUGGCUGUUUGUAUAAAAUUGUUUGCUUAAACGCAACCUCAAUAGGGGUCUCUGGUCGAUCAUAUCGGCUAUCUGACAAUACACGAUUUGGUGUGUCCAUAUCACAGUUAUAAUAGAGGAGUUUAUAAACAAUGUCCUUCUUAUUUUCCAUAACUCUAUUAAUAGCACACAUUAAUGGAGUGUUGCCACGGUCAUCGCUCAUCCCCAAUGGAGACCCCUUGGCUAGUAAAACAUCAAUGAUUUCAUGUGAGCACUUGCUGCUUAUUGCGAUAUGUAACGGUAGCUGACCAUGUAUGGUGUUUCUAAUAGUGAAAUCUGCACCUUUUUCUAUAAGCAGCAGAGCUAUAUCAGUAUGUUUUUUAGAGCAUGCCAAGUGCAGUGCAGUAUUCCCCUCAGCAUCGAUGUAAUUUACGUCAAUACCUGAUUCCAGGAGUAGCUCCACAAGGGACCUGUUAUUGUUCUUGGAUGCUUUAUGUAGCACACCUAGUCCACAGGGGUCCAUCUCCAGACUGUGCAUGUUGGCACCAUGGCUGAUCAGGAACUUUACAACAUCAAUAUUUCCUGAAACAAGAGUUAAUAAAAAUUAGCAAUAUUGUGAAUAUGCCAAAACAUUUCCUGAUUUCCAAAUGUUACUUGUACUUUGUAAAACAUUUACAAUGCCACGGAGUACAAAAUCUCAAUAAACAAAUUAUUCAGCCUAUCAAUCUAAAAUAUGUCACAUUAUUUACAUCUCUUGAAAACUGAGAUGACUAGGGAAAUGGAAACGACGGGUGAAAUAGAUACUAUUGAUAGACAUAAAAUGAAUGUAGAUCCAAUGUAUGACCUAAUAUGAAUGUAGAUAUGACCUAAUAUGAAUGGCAAUUUCAAUUUGUACCACAAGUGUUGAUGGUUGGACUGAAGGACUGAUAGAUGGAGGGAUUGAUGAAACAAUGUUAGAACACCCAGUCAAUACUUCAAGCAAAUCAUUUACUUCAUAGAACACUUUCCACCAAAUAUGACGAAAAUUUCUCCCGUAGUAUUUCCAUUACUUUUCCAGCCAACAGAUGGACUGAUGGAUGGAUGGGCAGAGGACUUGAUUACCAAACUUUGUUCUUUGGUAAACAAUC